AUGGCCCUAGUCCAGCAAACUUACGAGAUGUCCUACGACGAUAGCUCGGAUUCGGGCUUCGAAAUGUCUUUUAAAUCGGAGACGACGGAUUACAGGGAUGACCGCAGUGAUUACAUCGAGUACGACAUCGAUGGCUACGACAGCAGGAACGUGCUGAACACCCCGCAGAAGCAGCAGUUGUACGAGAAAUUCGCAAGUGCCUUUCACAAGAGUGCAAGUGGUGAAUUCGAGAGGGACUCGAUCCAAGUGACUCCACCGAAUUGGAACCAGAAUUACCAUCAUCACGUCGCUAAACCGAGCCACGUUAGUAGGGACUUGUUCAACGGAAAAUGUUCGAGCGAAGAAGAUUUUUGCAAUUCGAUCGUGCCGCUGGUAACAUCGACGCCCGUCAAGGAUGAGAAACCGAAGAGGCGUUACGCCACCGGCAGGAAUCGAGUGACUCGAGCGAAAAGUCCGUCGCAGAUAAUGAAGAUCAAGAAGACGAGAAGAUUGAAAGCGAACGAUCGUGAAAGGAACAGGAUGCACAUGCUGAACGAAGCUCUGGAUAAGCUCAGGUGUGUUCUUCCGGCUUUUCCAGAAGACACGAAGUUAACUAAGAUCGAGACGCUGCGCUUUGCUCACAACUAUAUCUACGCGCUCAGCGAGGCCGCCAACGACGUCGGGAAAUAUAAUUGCCGAAAUAGUGAUAGUAUCCUAGUGCAGGUCGGAAACGUGACUGUUUCCAUCAACAAAGACGGCAACAAAAUAACGCAGAGUAACAAUCAGCAAGAACCUUACAGCAGCAACGCCGUCGUCACCAGCGGCAGCAUAACCAACGCCAGUUUCAUGCAAGACUACAAUACGCCGAUGAUGAUUGAAGAGGGUCUCAAAACGGAAGAGCAAUACUACAACACCCAACAACCUCCCCAUACCUCCGUCGAUUUCUACAACAACGGUUACGAUUAUUACGGCAACUCCAUCAGACCUAACAAGUUGCAUUACAAUAACAAUAGCAUGUACGAGUGCCUGUAA
Nicrophorus vespilloides is the source of this 1011-nucleotide messenger RNA. RefSeq names its product basic helix-loop-helix neural transcription factor TAP (gene tap). NCBI's taxonomy places the organism in Eukaryota, Metazoa, Arthropoda, Insecta, Coleoptera, Silphidae. The record is from RefSeq and is a predicted model, not a curated record. The transcript has a single exon. Gene Ontology annotation, molecular function: protein dimerization activity. The coding region runs from base 1 to 1011 and encodes 336 amino acids.